AUGUCUACCGAACAAGUUCCCGCCACUGAGCCCGUGGCUGCGGCCCAGGCUGCUGGCGAUGUGGCCACUGAGACUGCCACGGAAACGGCUACUGAGACUGCCACCCCGCCUGCCGAAACUCCUCUCACCAAGCUGACUGCCCGUUUGCCUGACAUCACUAAAAAGGCUGACCACGAUGAGAUGUGGGGGGUUGAUCUGUCCGCCGACAGUGCCCACGCUCCUACGCAAGUUGUCCUCUACAAGUUCCUCAAGGCCAACAACAAUGAUGUCGCUGCCGCCGAGAAGCAGCUUACGUCUGCCUUGGAGUGGCGCAAGAAGAUUCAGGCCGGGAAGCUUGUCACUGAACCCUUUGACGAGGGCAAGUUUGGUGACUUGGGCUUCGUGACCGUUCACAAGGAUGCCAAUGGGGAAAAGGAGACAGUCAUUACGUGGAAUAUUUAUGGCGCCGUCAAGGAUAAAAAGGCCACCUUUGGAAAUGUCGACGACUUCAUUCGUUGGCGUGUUGCCCUCAUGGAGCUCGGCGUCCAGAAACUCCGUCUCAAUGAAAUCAAGGAACCCCUUGCAUUGGACGCCCCGGACAGCCAUCAGAUGCUCCAGGUCCACGACUACCUGUCCGUCAGCUUCCUCCGCAUGGACCCUGACGUCAAGGCUGCUACCAAGAAAACCAUCGAGACCUUCUCCAUGGCGUAUCCGGAACUACUUGCCCACAAGUACUUUGUUAAUGUGCCAGCCAUCAUGGGCUGGAUGUAUGCCGCUAUGAAGCUUUUCCUGCCCACCGCUACAUUGCGCAAGUUCCAUCCCAUGGCCUCGGGAACCACUCUCGCCGCUGAGUUGCCGGACAUUUCAGCCUCUCUGCCCAAGGAGUAUGGUGGUCAGGGCCCUAGUGUGAAGGAAGGCGAAACUGUCAAGCUGGUUGAUUUGACACCCAAGGCAGAGGAGACGAAGGCCGACGCUGCUCCCGCUGUUGCCGGUGCAGAGGUUCCAGCUGCCGGGUCUGAGCCUAAGCCUGCCGUGACACCUGCUGCUGACGUUGCCCCCAAGGUCAUCGAUGAGGCGGCCGAGAAGGAGACUGCUGCCUAG
Molecule: messenger RNA, 1080 nt
Organism: Metarhizium brunneum ARSEF 3297
Lineage: Eukaryota; Fungi; Ascomycota; Sordariomycetes; Hypocreales; Clavicipitaceae
Gene: sfh5
Product: Phosphatidylinositol transfer protein sfh5
Biological process (GO): Golgi to plasma membrane protein transport; regulation of exocytosis
Cellular component (GO): cytosol; plasma membrane; cortical endoplasmic reticulum
Molecular function (GO): phosphatidylinositol transfer activity
Source: RefSeq, a predicted model, not a curated record